AUGUCCAGAGAAGACCCUAUCAAGGCGGAAAAGGACCUUCUGGCCCUCCUCGACAAGCAAUUCCCCGAAAUCGAGAAGCUUCCUUACAAGGAAGGGGUGGAAAAGCUUCUUCAGCUCGAGAAGCAGACGCGACAAGCGCUGGACGUGCUUUCGUCGAAGCGGGUGCUUAAACAAAUCGCCACCAUCCUCAUCGACAACAACGACUGGGACUACUUGGAUGAGCUCAUCGUGUCGCUUUCAAAGAAACAUGGUCAGCUCAAGCUGUCGAUCCAGGAGUUCAUCCAGACCAUCAUUGCCCGUUUGUCGGAAUUGGACGACACGAACAAGAAGCAAGUGGAAACUAAGAUCAAGGUGAUUGAAACUAUCCGCACUGUCACCGACAAGAAGAUCUUCGUUGAAGUGGAGCGGGCUCAGGUUCUGCGUAUCUUGGCCGAGAUCUACCUCAACCAAUUCAAGGACUUGGACAAAGCGGUCGACAUCUUAUGCGACUUGCAAGUGGAAACUUACUCGAUGAUGAACUUCUCGGACAAGAUCGAAUACAUCUUGGAGCAGAUUGAUUUGACUCUUCAAAAGGGUGACUACGCUCAAGCUAAGGUGUUGCUGCGUAAGAUCAUGCUUAAGCUGCUUAAGCUGUACCCUGAGUUCAAGAAGACUUACUUGCAGUACUUGAUCCGCAUACUGACUCACGAAUACGACUACUUGAGCACCGUCCAACAUGCUCUCAUGUUGCUUGACCUUGAAGCGCUGCCGGAGUUGGCUGUGCUGGUGGUCUACUACAUCAUUCUUGCUAAACACAACCCUGAACAGCAUGACUUGAUUCUCAAGAUCAAGCUCAACCCUCACGUUACCAAACUGGUGUCGCUGCACGUGUUCCACUUACUCGAGCUUUUCACCACCGAUGAAUUGAUUCACUGGCACGACAUUAACCGCGACUACGCUGACGAGUUUGCCAAGCUGGAAAUUUUCAAGGAUGAAACCAACUUCAAGAAUUUGCAAAAGCGGAUCAUUGAACACAACUUGCGUACCAUCAACAAAUACUACACCCAAAUUCAAUUGCCGCGGUUGGCAGAGUUAUUGCAAUUACUGGUGGACGAUCUGGAACAAUACGUCCUGGAAUUGGUGAACCUGGGCAUGAUUAGCGCCAAGAUCAACCGCCCCGAGGGCAUCAUCCGCUUCAGCGCCCCUGGCACUUCGCUGAAGGCUCUGGACCUGAGCCGCAUCAAUGAUACCUUGAAUAGCUGGUGUCACAAUGUUGACAAGUUGUUGGAGGAGAUUGACUCCAUUGGUCACUUGAUCAACAAGGAAGAAAUGAUGCAUGGCAUCAAGCAAAAGGCCUAG
Diutina rugosa is the source of this 1338-nucleotide messenger RNA. RefSeq names its product proteasome regulatory particle lid subunit (gene RPN5). The transcript has a single exon. Gene Ontology annotation, cellular component: cytoplasm; nuclear proteasome complex; proteasome regulatory particle, lid subcomplex. The coding region runs from base 1 to 1338 and encodes 445 amino acids. The record is from RefSeq and is a predicted model, not a curated record. NCBI's taxonomy places the organism in Eukaryota, Fungi, Ascomycota, Pichiomycetes, Serinales, Debaryomycetaceae.